Pseudophryne corroboree (corroboree frog) is the source of this 936-nucleotide messenger RNA. RefSeq names its product olfactory receptor 10AG1-like. Lineage: Eukaryota; Metazoa; Chordata; Amphibia; Anura; Myobatrachidae. Gene Ontology annotation, cellular component: membrane. Gene Ontology annotation, biological process: G protein-coupled receptor signaling pathway. The record is from RefSeq and is a predicted model, not a curated record. The transcript has a single exon. The coding region runs from base 1 to 936 and encodes 311 amino acids. Gene Ontology annotation, molecular function: olfactory receptor activity; G protein-coupled receptor activity.
AUGGUUGAAACAAACAAAACUGUAGUCAGAUAUUUUAUUUUGUUGGCUUUUGCUGAUUUGCACCAGUUGCAGAAUCUACUUGUCUUUGUGUUUCUACUGACCUACAUUACCUGUAUUAUGGGGAAUGUGGCUAUAAUUGUUAUCAUUAGAACAGAACCUUCUCUUCAUACUGUAAUGUAUUUUUUUAUUAGUGUAUUUUCUUUUUUGGAAAUUAUUGCUGUGACUAUAACUGUCCCAAAACUUUUAGCCUAUCUGAUUGCAGGUAAUGAUAUUAUAUCUUUCAACCAAUGCUUUACUCAAAUGUAUGUCUUCAUCUCCUCGGGUGCAACUGAAUGUUGUCUUCUAGUAGUAAUGGUCUAUGACCGACAUCUGGCUAUUAACAAUCCUUUACGCUACUCUACUAUAAUGACACCUACCUUUUGUAUUAGUUUGGCUAUUUCACCGUGGAUUAUAGGAUUUUCAAUUUCUUUAUUCCCUGUCAUCACCACAGCAUGUUUGGAGUUCUGUGGACCUAAUGUGAUUGACCAAUUCUUCUGUGACUUGGCUCCACUGCAAAACUUGGCAUGUUCUGAUCCCUUCAUUAGCAGCACAGCUACAAUCAUAGUCAGUGCAUUUAGUGUUGAACUUCCUUUUAUUAUAAUUAUAGGGUUAUAUAUCUUUAUAAUAAGGACUGUUUCAAAGAUCAAAAGUAAGGAAGGAAAAUACAAAGCAUUUUCCACAUGUUUAUCUCAUCUCAUAGUAGCCAUCCUAUUUUUUGGAACAGCCACUAUUGUAUAUGGGAAUCCUAAGGGAAGCCGUUAUGACAAAUAUCUUGUCUUUAUAUACACAGUAUUUACACCAACGAGUAACCCUUUUAUAUACACCUUUAGAAACAGGGAUGUUAAGAAGGCUCUCAGGAAUUCACUAAACCAUCUUAUAAAACCAAAUAGAAUGUAA